AUGGACGAUGGAAGUAGCGGACAUGGUGUGUCAAGUCGUGACAAGUUCUUGGUCCAGGGAUUAUCAUCUGUCGGCUAUCUUCCUCCCCUCCCUGUCAAUCUCAGCUUCAGAGUGCCGCCGGUCUCUCGCCUCACCUCCAUUCCAUCCUAUUCGCCUCGUCGGUCCUCUCCAUCACAUUCCGGAUCCAAGCAUGGUUUCGUCGCCCUGCUACAUGUUCGUCAGCUCUGCUUCCAGUUGUUGGCGGAUGUUAUGGGAGGGCAUGGACCAUGGGAAUACCGGAUUAAGUGUUGCUGUACCACGAAGCCCAGGGCCCAGUUUUCCUUCCUCGUCCCGUCUAGGAGACCGUCCUCUCCCGUACCCAGGGCAUGUCUGCCUCGCAGUCUCGCGACUUCCCCAUCUGGAUGGAAGGAAGAUAAGGGUGUCGACCUCCGAUGCAACAACUUCCACGUCAAGCUCUGCCUCGAGCUCUACCUGAUGGCUGGCGAGCGCGUCAUGGUGUGCAACUCUGCCUUCAACAUCUCCAACAGCGCCCUUCUCGUGGUGUUGAUAUACCAUGAAGCCCAGGGUCUCUACACCGGCUGGUGUUCUGUCAAAGUUGGCAUGGGCUGGCGCUUGGAGUUCCGAUACGGCGAUCUGUGUGGCCAGCGACUUUCGAGCAGUCUUCGUGACGCUCGCUUGUGGGCUGCUUCGAUCGCCGCUUCCACCCCACAUUGA
Messenger RNA from Neurospora tetraspora, 714 nucleotides. RefSeq lists its product as uncharacterized. The record is from RefSeq and is a predicted model, not a curated record. Lineage: Eukaryota; Fungi; Ascomycota; Sordariomycetes; Sordariales; Sordariaceae. The coding region runs from base 1 to 714 and encodes 237 amino acids. The transcript has a single exon.